UCUUGGUUGCACAUAACGGAUUUUUAAGGAUAAUUAUCCUGUUCUGGAUGUAAUCUUCUCCGUGUUUUUGGAUGGAUAUAUAUUUUUUGUUAAAGCUAAACGUCAUUUUUGACAGAAGUAUCUUAAUUAGCUGCAUCAAACCUAAGAAUGACUUCCACCAAAAAAUAUUUGGGAGCCCAAUGUUAUUUAUGUCCUAUCAGAGAGAGUGAAACGAGUAUUUUAUCUGAGCAGCAACGAAUGAGAGCGAUGACACGUUAUAGACUGCAGCAACACCUGUCGCAUGCCUGUGUCAAUCAAACUGAAGAAGACACAAGUCUCAACACUGAUUAAUCAUAACUAAUGCGAAACAUAGCUAUCGGUACAUAUUUAUAGCGAGAAUUAAUGACAAGUAAAGCUAAUGAGAGGAUGAAAGAUUUAAUGUGUAAGGGAACUGUUUGCAAAACCAAACGGAAGCCACCACCAAAGCGUCAUUAGAGCAAUUAAUAACUAGAAGAGGUUUUCCAAUCACCUAUGGCCUGCUAGUUACAACGGAAUCAUCCAAUCAGCCGACAUUAGUCUCCGUCCAAGCUCCGCCUCCGAGCAACAGGCCGCUGCAACUCGAGGGUGAAGUAACAGCACGUGCGUUCAUUCCGCUCGUUAAGUGGAGAGAUCAUUUCGUCAAGCGACGUUCUCCGUUUCUAGACUCUCAAAAUGUUAAAGUGGCCCCAUACUCGCUAACAAGACAUCGGAAUGGAUUCGGAUCUUAAUCGUUUAUCACCAGAAAAGUCGACGGAAUCAAACCAGAAAGCGUCAUCAAGUGGAGCUAAGUCUAUAUCAUUUUCUGUAGCAUCGCUUCUGGCAGGAUCCAAGAAUGCAAACGGUGAUGCCGCUCCCAGUAGAUCUACCCACCUGAGAUUUGCUACGCCGACUCGAUUUUCUGUAGAAGGACUUCUUCGUGCUGAUCCACUCUUUCAUUUAACCGGAGUUCCUCGUCCUACUCCAAUUUUGGACGGGGUUAAACUGUCUUUGGCGCCACAGCAAAACAUUGUGACUCCUGUCACGUGGACCUCGACGCAUCUCGGCACUUCUGUUAUGCCCUGGAUGCAGCAACACACGCGCCCCAUUUCUCCAUCUUCACUUAAUAAAUCGAUGGAACCUCCUAAAUUACCGGCAAUGAAGUGCCAACUGAGACGUCACAAGAGCAAUAGGAAACCACGAACGCCUUUCACAACACAACAACUGCUAGCGCUGGAAAGAAAGUUUCGCACGAAACAAUACUUAUCAAUUGCCGAAAGAGCCGAAUUUUCGAGUUCACUAAAUUUAACCGAAACCCAAGUUAAAAUAUGGUUUCAAAAUAGAAGAGCCAAAGAGAAAAGAUUAAAAGAAGCCGAAUUGGAAAAGUUACGAAUGGCUGCAAGGCCCAUAUUACCGAACAGUUUAGGAUUAGGAUUAGCGGGUGUUAAUCCUUUUUUACCAAUUGCAGCCACUAGCAUGCAUCACGAAUUUUCUACGUAUCCACGACCUCUUCUGAUGUCACCAUACGCACCUAUAUGCAGUCAGGCUUCUUCUUCUGAAGAAUUAACAGUGUAAUCGAAACACUGCAGUAAGUAAAUCAUGUAUUAAGUUAUUACAGAUCCCAUCUUAUAAUUGAAAUUUACACGAAUUCGUUAUUUAAAUUUAACGUAUAUAAACUUAGAAGCCAUAUUGAAAACUACAAAUUUAGUUACAAAAAUUAAGAUUUUUAUUUUAAACAAUUCAUAUAUUUUGAUGGGAAAAUGUAAAAAAAAAAAAAAAAAUCUUUCAUCGAUCUGCGCUUAGAAUUUUAAUAGGCACAUACUAAGAAAGAGCGCGAAUAAUAAAGAAAGAAUGCAAAAUUUCGUUACAAAUCAUGCUCUUACUAAUUACUCCUCUCACAUUCAAACAAGCCGCCUUUAUCUUAUAAAUGCAGUUAAUACGACAAACACGAAGUCGAUUAUAGAAGAAGAGGAUUUAAAAUAAGAAAAAAAAUUUUGUAGCCAGCAAAGAGAGACGUCUACAAAGAAAGGUAGUUUGGCAACUCUAAGAAUUAAUUCCAUUCGUUUGUCAUAAUUUACUGCCUUCUCUAAGUAUUGUAGACACGAUAUAGAUGUAAAACAUUAUUUUAUUCUGCCAUGCACAGUAUAUAAAACGUUUCCAAUGUUUUUCUAUAGCAGCCAUUUCGUAAUAUAACCAUUUGAAUUACUGAGCAUUGUUCUGGUUGAUCUGCUUGCAUUCCACUUCUUUACGAUUCGUUAUCACGAUAAUCACCAAUGACUAAACUUAAAAAAAUAUAAAUAAUAAUAAAUAAUAUCGAAUAUUUAAAUUA
Messenger RNA from Centruroides sculpturatus (bark scorpion), 2323 nucleotides. RefSeq names its product homeobox protein vab-15-like. Gene Ontology annotation, cellular component: nucleus. The record is from RefSeq and is a predicted model, not a curated record. Gene Ontology annotation, biological process: regulation of transcription by RNA polymerase II; embryonic morphogenesis. Gene Ontology annotation, molecular function: RNA polymerase II transcription regulatory region sequence-specific DNA binding; DNA-binding transcription factor activity, RNA polymerase II-specific. The coding region runs from base 730 to 1569 and encodes 279 amino acids. Lineage: Eukaryota; Metazoa; Arthropoda; Arachnida; Scorpiones; Buthidae. The transcript is spliced from 3 exons.